AACAGGAAGUGAAACGCAUGCAUCGCCUUCUUUGGUGUUUGGUGUUGAAUCGUAACGGGCACUAAAAUGUCGUAUUUGCGUUUAUAGUGUUUGCAUUUGCAUUGUAGGUUGUUGUGCAGUGAAAAAAAAAAUGAUUUGAUUUGCUUGUUACACACAUCCAUUUAAAGAUAUGGCAACUGGGAUAGAACUGGAAUGUCGGAAUGAAUUUAAUGGGGUCAUCAGGAAAGUUAACAAACUUUUAAUGUUCCAGAACUUUGAGGAUGUGCUGUGUGCUUGCAGAGAUGCUAUCGUUAAAGUCGAACGAUACGAACGACUUGCUGCACGUUCGGGAGAUCCGAGUGAAGACUCCGAAAACAGCUUGAAGUACUUCUUAUCUGAAUUGGUAGAGUCACUUUGUAUCCUUGCUGUACAGGCAUUUGCUGAAACAAACCGCCAUGAGGAAGUGUUACCAUUCUUGAAAGCUCAUUACCAUGGUGUCAGACAUUUUCCAUUGAAAAUUAUUCAAAUUUGCAUACUUAUGUACGGUCACAUAAAGAAUUUCAAGAUGGCAGACGGUGUUUUCAAGGAAUGGAAGAAGUUUCCUCGCAAUCAAGCCUCAUCAUCUUACCCAGGAAUACUAGAGCUGUACAUCAUUAAUAUACUGCUACCACAGAUGAAAUGCAACGAGGCUGUGAAAAUGGCCGACGAGGACGCCAUUAUCAAUACGGAGAGGAAAAUAGCUCUUAUUAGAUUUGUAAAGAAAUUUGAACAUGCAAUUAAUGAGGAAAACAGGAAGAAAGUUGAUGAACAGGACAUGAAAAAAGAGGUUCCUGGUGCAUUUACUGAAGUGGUAAAGAAAAUGGGACAGGUUGUUUUUAAGUUUAUACCAUUGCAUUUUACUGUUGUCAAGAAUCUUUCUAUGGUGGCUGUUUUCCUAUAUCUUAUCUUAUUUAAAACAAAUCUUGAUACCGUAUCUGGACUGGAAUACGCCAAACAGUUGUUGAGAGGAGUUGUAUACUUAUGGACCUCUAUGUUUGCUCCCUAUCAUAUGGCAACAGUAUCUCGGAAACUAUAGUAAUGAACUUAUCAAAGAUGAAUCACAGUCAGUGCGCCUUCUGGUAGCCAACACAAUUACAAUUAAAACCUUAUAAUAGGAAUGCGAAUUUACACCUUCCAAAAUAAUAUUGUGGUCUUAGUUAUAUCUUUCAAAAUUAAAUUAUUUGUUAGGGAAUAUUUGGCUCAUGAUAAGUUAUGAAAUUAAUUUAAUUUCACAAUGUACAAUUUUUUUUUAAUUAUAAUAGUGGCACUAAUAAGUCUGAAUAACAUGUCAGAUGUCAAUGCAGCUCGAAUCAUAUAAAAUUCUGGAGUUUGAAACCCACAAAAUAAGUUAGAUGUGGACAUACAUGAGAUCACAUACGAUGGCCGAUGAGUUGUUCGGGUAAGGGAUAAUCGUAUCGCAGAGCUGGUACUGUAUAGUGAGGGUGAGGAAAUAACGACAUGUGCAGGUGGGCAGUUAUGAAAUAAGUAGAUAAACCAAUUGCAACCAACUUUUUGUGAAAUAAAAUUCAGGUCUUUAUA
Saccoglossus kowalevskii is the source of this 1557-nucleotide messenger RNA. RefSeq names its product peroxisome assembly protein 26-like. The record is from RefSeq and is a predicted model, not a curated record. Lineage: Eukaryota; Metazoa; Hemichordata; Enteropneusta; Harrimaniidae. Gene Ontology annotation, cellular component: peroxisomal membrane; peroxisome. Gene Ontology annotation, biological process: protein import into peroxisome membrane; protein import into peroxisome matrix. Gene Ontology annotation, molecular function: ATPase binding; protein-containing complex binding.